AUGCAACGCUUUCUUGAUUAUCAUCCAGAAUAUUGGUGUCUAGUACCAAUGAAAUCUGAUGAAGCCGACAGAGAAAACAAUAUCUAUCCAUCGACAGCAAUAUUAUUACCAUUGAAUAGAACGAUAGACAGUGAUGAUAUGACAAAUUUGCUCAAUGCUCUACCGAAACCACUAUUCGGCUACAACUUUUCUCGUCGUCAAAUCGCAGAACAAUAUCAUCUGUUAUUAAACAUAAACGAUCCAAAUAAAGCACCAAGCCUCCAUAUCCCGCUUUACAAUAUGGCCAUUGUCGCUGUUCUGCCCGAUCCUUGUUCAGACAUUUUACGACGCCUUAUUGAAUCAUUAUUUAUUACUCAUGCUGAAUGUAAAUUAAAUCAAACAGGUCAUCUACUCGACAACAAUAAUAACUCAUUAGACAAUCCAUUCCAUCCAUUAAAUGAUAUCUACAAUAAUUUACUUCGUCCAAUCCGCGACAAAAACCUAGCCAUGUCAUAG
Messenger RNA from Rotaria sp. Silwood2, 495 nucleotides. The record is from the annotation of a GenBank genome assembly. Lineage: Eukaryota; Metazoa; Rotifera; Eurotatoria; Philodinida; Philodinidae.